AUGCCGGCACCUGGUCUCAGUCCUCUAAACACUCCUCCUGCUCUGACCAGGGCCGCUAUGAAGCAAGUCCCUGCGACUCCUAUCAGCAUCCGUGGCUCUACUCGCGGUAUAAAGCCAACAGAAAAAGUUGCUCAGCUCAGUACUUUAAAGGAGGAUCAGAAAGCUCUGAUCACUCCGGAUCCAAGCCCUCCACAGGUUUUGGUUGGCAAGAAGCUUCUCGCAAAGAAAAAUGCUAUCGAGAGUGUCCAAGAUGGCAAGAGCGACCAGGUCUCAAAGGCGGCUUCCUCUCCAUCCAAGGUGAUGCUCCGAUUUGCACCAAAUGUCGUUCAGAGUUGGAAGUCUCGAGUCGACAGUACCAGCUCUCCAUCUCCAUCUCCUCCAUCCUCAGGACAAGACUCGAUCGUCACCACCGCCAAAGUACCAAAGAAUGGCAGCAAGGCCAUUUCGACUAUCGAGCUCAAGAGUACCACAACAGGAUCAAAGCCAGUCAAAACUGCUCCCAUGAGUGCUUCCGACUCCGAAUCUACCUCAUUGUCCGACAGUAUCCUUCCCAGUAUCGAAAAAAUCCUAGAAUAUGAUAUUGAGGAGGAGCUGGAAGUCCCAGUUGCUACCCCUAAUAAGGCGUCUACCAGGUCUGCAAAGAAACCCGUCUACAAGCCAGCACCGAAAAAGGCACCAAAGAAAGCCAUUAAUAAAAACGAGACCAAGAUUGAUACCCCAUUGCAAGAGCGUAGUGUCAGCUCGCAGACUUCUCUCAACAACGAGGUCGCAAAGGACGUCGCAAAUUCUGCCGCAACAUCGAGGAAGCGCGGCUUUGCUAAAUCUAACUCGGAGUCUACCAAUGAAAAGGCCACUACCAAUGGACGCACUUCGAAAGUUCAGAAGGUUUCUCCUCUCGGACGAAGGCAGACCAUCGUCUCUCCUGAACCCAUCGUUGACACAGAUCCACCUGGAUUUGAUGAGACAGAGUUGACGGCCUGGUUGUUCGCAUACGGCAAGGAAGGUAGUGAGGACUACUUGAGAGCUAAGUUCCCAAGAUGCAGUCUGGAGGCAUACGGCUAUGGAAAGCUCCAGGACUACAAGUUCAUCCUACAUUCAGAUGGUUACGCGAAAGCUAUCCAAGAAAAUGGCAGCGAGAUCUAUGGUGCGAUUUGGAAGAUCCCCGAGAAGGUCCACGCAACUUUGGAGAAGAAGGCUGGCAAGCAUGGCAUGAAGUACAUCCAAGUCCCAAACAUCCAGCCCAUGCGCAGACACCCCGACUACGAGCCAAACUGCUGGAACGCUCCCUGGGUCCCUCACGCCGAACCAAUCAAGUGCUGGAUGGGAGUCUGUGAGAAGUUGGACGACAGCGAGGAGAACGGUAAAGAGAUCAUUGAGAACGACUUCUUCAAGCGGCGGGGUCUCAGCAGAGUGGUCAUGGAGAUGGAGAUGGCUGGUGUUCCUGCGGAGUAUGUGCAGAAGUAUAUUCGUUCGUGGGUUCCUCCUCCUAGAACUCCGUACGAUACUGGGUAUUUUGUCAAUCGGCAGAGGAUCAAGCCAGUGAAGAAGAAGUAG
Molecule: messenger RNA, 1554 nt
Organism: Cadophora gregata
Lineage: Eukaryota; Fungi; Ascomycota; Leotiomycetes; Helotiales; Ploettnerulaceae
Exons: 3
Coding region: 1-1554 (517 amino acids)
Source: RefSeq, a predicted model, not a curated record